Pediculus humanus corporis (human body louse) is the source of this 2874-nucleotide messenger RNA. Its product is annotated as Exosome complex exonuclease RRP44, putative. The transcript is spliced from 15 exons. The record is from RefSeq and is a predicted model, not a curated record. Lineage: Eukaryota; Metazoa; Arthropoda; Insecta; Psocodea; Pediculidae. Gene Ontology annotation, molecular function: endonuclease activity; RNA binding; 3'-5'-RNA exonuclease activity. Gene Ontology annotation, cellular component: cytoplasmic exosome (RNase complex); nuclear exosome (RNase complex). Gene Ontology annotation, biological process: rRNA catabolic process. The coding region runs from base 1 to 2874 and encodes 957 amino acids.
AUGUUGACAAAUCAUAUCAUAUUAAAAAAAACCAAAAGGGGAAGUAUAUUAAAGGUUGUGCGAGAGCAUUAUUUGAGAGAUGACCUUUGGUGUGGUUCUACAUUAUGUGGCAAAUGCAAACAAAAACCUAAGGAUAAAGUUCUGGAGAAAUCUACAGAAUCUCUCAGUUCAUUAAUUAAAGAAAGUCAUUAUGUUGUGUUAGAUUCAAGUGUUAUUAUUGAUCAGAUAGAUGUUUUACAAGAAAAUGUUAUAUGUAAUGCAAUUAUACUACAAACAGUUAUAAAUGAUCUCCAAAAUAAAAAUACAGUUUUUUACAUGAAGUUAAAAGAUAUAAUAGCCAAUCCUAGUAGGCAUUUUUGUGUUUUUGUUAAUGAAAAUCACAAAGAAACAUAUAUUGCGAGAGAACAAGGAGAGAAAAUAAAUGAAAGAAAUCAAAGAGCAAUCAGAGUGGCUACUAAAUGGUACUCUAAUCAUCUUAACAAUGCUGUUAAAAUUGUUUUAAUAACAGAUGAUGUUGAAAAUAAAGAAAAAGCCAUAGCAGAAGGAAUUCCUGCUUUUUCAUCCGAAGAAUAUGUAUUGAGUUUAAAUACAAGUAUUCCAUUAGCCGAUAAAUUGUGUCAAAAAGAUUGUGAAAAAGAAAAUGCAGGGGAACCAUUGUAUCCCUGCCAUUACACUCCAAAUGAAAUACAUCAAGGAAUCAAAAAUAAAUCCCUACUUUAUGGCCAAUUUUUUGCACAGAGAGAUAAUUUUUUAGAAGGCACUGUUAGAGUUGAAGGGCAAGAGUUGUCAGUUUUGGUUCAAGGUAGAAAAGCUCUUAACCGAGCCGUCGACGGAGAUACAGUUGCAGUAAAACUUUUACCAGAAAGCCAAUGGGUAGGAUCAAGUGAUUUAGUUUUAAAAGAUGAAGACGAAGAGGAAGAUGUUGAAAUGAUUAACGUAGACGAAGAUAUAAUUAAAGACGCGGGAAAUGAAAAGGGUGAUAAAAAACCAACAGGAAUAAUCGUAGGAAUCAUAAAAAGAAAAUGGCGUCAAUACUGUGGAAUAUUAAAUAAAAGCUUACUCGAAAAUGCAACCAGGCAUAUUUUCGUACCGGCAGAGCGUAAAAUUCCAAAAGUUCGAAUAAUAACGAAACAAUCGGAAUUUUUAAUGAGUCAAAAAAUUGUUGUCGUUAUAGAUUCUUGGCCACGUCCGAUCGGAGAUAAGGAAACAGAAAACGAAGUUUUACUGUUGGAACACGAUGUACCACACAGUAAAUUUUCCGAAGCUGUUUUAAGUUUUCUACCAGAAUUACCAUGGAUAAUUACCGAAGACGAUUUGAAAAACCGCGUGGAUUUACGUCAUUUAGAUAUUUGUUCUGUCGACCCUCCUGGAUGUACGGAUAUCGAUGACGCCUUGCACUGUCGGAAAUUGGACAAUGGAAAUUUCGAAGUUGGCAUUCACAUUGCGGAUGUAACGCAUUUCAUAAAACCUGGAACGGCACUCGAUAAAGAAGCCGCUCUAAGAGGAACAACCGUUUAUCUCGUUGAUAAAAGGAUCGACAUGGUUCCAGAAUUGCUGAGUUCGAAUUUGUGUUCGCUUCGGGAAAACGAAGAUCGUUUUGCAUUUUCGUGCAUCGUCGAAAUGACAAAAAAAGGCAAAAUUCUCAACACGAAAUUUCACAAGAGCGUCAUUCGGUCGAGGAAAGCGAUGACGUACGAAGAAGCUCAAUUGAAAAUAGAUGAUAAGAAACAAAAUGAUAACGUUACUCAAUCUCUCAGAUGGUUAAACAAUUUGGCGAAAAUAAUUAAGAAAAAAAGGCUGGACAACGGAGCUUUGGUUUUGGCAUCUCCCGAAGUUAAAUUUCUCAUGGACAGCGAAACUCACGAUCCCUUGGACGUGGAAGCAAAAAAAAUUCGCGACACGAAUUCGAUGAUUGAAGAAUUCAUGCUUUUGGCAAAUAUUUCCGUUGCUGAGAAAAUUUUUAAAGAUUUUCCGGAAUGUGCCGUUCUUAGGAGACAUCCGAAACCUCCGCUGUCUAAUUUUGAACCUCUGAUAAAAGCCGGUCGCGUUCAGAAUUUCGACAUAUCCGUGGACACGGGGAAAAGCCUGUCGGUGAGUUUGGAAAAAGCAGUCAAACCUAACAAUCCUUAUUUUAACACAAUGUUAAAAAUCCUCGCGACAAGAUGUAUGAUGCAAGCCGUUUAUUUUUCAUCCGGAAUGUUCAAAGAAGAAGACUUCUUUCACUAUGGUUUAGCUUGUCCGAUAUACACUCAUUUUACGUCGCCGAUAAGGAGGUACGCGGAUAUAAUUGUUCAUCGAUUGUUGGCAGUUUCGGUGAAUGCGGAUUCAACGUAUCCUGAACUUUUAGACAAGAGAAAAACGCAAGAAUUGUGUAAUAAUUUGAAUUAUAGGAAUCAAAUGGCUCAAUACGCGGCCAGAGCUUCUGUCGCGCUUCACACUCACCUUUUCUUUCGCGAUAAAGUUCAAGACGAAGAAGGUUACAUUUUGAGGGUCAGGAAAAACGCUCUGCAGAUUUUGAUACCGAAAUACGGUUUGGAGGGUACCCUGUACGUGAGUGGGAAAAAAGAAUUGGACGUCAUAGGUUUCGUUUACAACGACGAGACACAAACUCAAAGGUGCGGUGACGUCAUUUUCAAAGCGUUCGAUCCGGUAACCGUUCAAUUAUCAUUGGAUAGAAGUAACGUUCAACGUGAAAAAUUAUUUUUCCGGUUGGUAAAUCCUAAGGUACGUAAAUUGUUAAGGUUAUUGUUUUUCUUUCCAAAAAACAUUUGCCGCGUUUUACUGAACAAGGUACAAACCACACUAUACGUUCGAUUACUGGAAAAUGUGGUGGGGAGGGGAAAAGGGGGAAGAGGAAGGGGAAGGAAAAGGUAG